Molecule: messenger RNA, 2448 nt
Organism: Monodelphis domestica (gray short-tailed opossum)
Lineage: Eukaryota; Metazoa; Chordata; Mammalia; Didelphimorphia; Didelphidae
Gene: NCBP3
Product: nuclear cap binding subunit 3
Cellular component (GO): nucleus
Molecular function (GO): mRNA binding; RNA 7-methylguanosine cap binding
Source: RefSeq, a predicted model, not a curated record
CGCGCGCGUGAGGUGGCGCUCUGGGCAGCGUGCACGCGCUCUCGCUGGUUCUCCCGGAGGGCGGGCGGACGGAGGAGGCGGCGGCGCCAUGGCGGCCGUGCGCGGCCUGCGGGUGUCGGUGAAGGCCGAAGCGACAGCGACGGCGACGGCGGCGGCAGCAGCGGCGGCGGCAGCAGCGGGGCCGCCCCUGGGGCUACUGGGGUCGGGCCCGGAGCGGGGCGAGCCCGAGCCUAUGGAGGUGGAGGAGGGCGAGCUGGAGGCCGUACCGGUGCGGCGCUCGCUGCUGCCGGACACGAGCCGCCGCUACGAGAACAAGGCGGGCAGCUUCAUCACCGGCAUCGACGUCACCUCCAAGGAAGCAAUCCAGAAGAAGGAGCAGCGAGCCAAGCGCUUCCAUUUCCGAGCCGAAGUCAACCUGGCCCAGAGGAACGUGGCCUUGGACAGAGACAUGAUGAAGAAAGCGAUCCCGAAGGUGAGGCUGGAGACCAUCUAUGUCUGUGGAGUGGAUGAGAUGAGCACCCAGGACAUCUUCGCCUACUUCAAGGAGUAUCCCCCUGCCCACAUCGAGUGGCUGGAUGAUACUUCCUGUAACGUGGUCUGGCUGGACGAGGUGACGGCGACACGGGCCCUCAUCAACAUGAGCUCCUUGCCCAGCACGGACAAGGCCAAGACGCGCGAAGCCGGCGAUGAGAAGGCGCCCGAGAAGAUGAGAAAAGACAAACAGGACAGCUCUGACGACGAGACCGAGGAAGGAGAGGUCGAGGACGACGCCGCGAGCGACCUGGAGUUGGACGCGUUGUCCCAGGUGGAAGAAGACUCCCUCUUACGGAACGACCUGCGUCCGGCCAACAGACUGGCCAAAGGCAACAAGUUGUUCAUGAGGUUUGCCACCAAAGACGACAAGAAGGAGCUUGGCGCGGCCCGCAGGAGCCAGUAUUACAUGAAAUACGGGAACCCCAACUACGGAGGCAUGAAGGGCAUCCUCAGCAACUCGUGGAAGAGGAGGUACCACUCGCGCCGGCUGCAGAGGGACGUGAUGAGGAAGCGCUCGCUCAUCGGGGACGACGUGGGCCUCACCUUGACGCCUCCCUACAAGCACCGGCACGCAGGCCUGGUGAACGUCCCGGAGGAGCCCAUCGAGGAGGAGGAGGAGGAGGAGGAGGAGGAGGAGGAGGAGGACCAGGACAUGGACGACGACGGCAGGAUCGUGGUGGAGUACCGCGACGAGCUGCAAGCCUUCAAGCAGGCGCGGGAGCGCAGCGCGGCCCGGCGGCCCAGUGCCAGCGGCUCGGGCUCCGACUCGGACGAGAUGGACUACGACCUGGAGCUGAAGAUGAUCUCCACGCCGUCGCCCAAGAAGAGCCUCAAGAUGACCAUGUACGCCGACGAGGUGGAGUCGCAGCUGCGCAGCAUCCGGAACUCCAUGAGGGCGGACAGCGUGGCCACCAGCAACAUCAAGAACCGCAUCGGCAGCAAAGGGCCGUCGGACAAGGUCGCCGACGUGCGGCUCCUGCUUGAGGAGAAGCGGCAGAGCACGGCGCAGCGGCCGCCCGCGGGCAGCGUCAAGUCUGAUGUCCGUCAGAGGCUAGGCAAGAGGCCGCACUCCCCCGAAAGCAAGGCCCCGAGCGGCCCCUUCGCGCCCCGGAGAGAGCCGACGUCCGAUGUACACAGUAGGCUCGGCGUUCCCCGGCAAGACCUCAAAGGCCUCUACUCGGACACCCGUGAGAAGAAGUCAGGCAGCUUGUGGACCCGCCUGGGCCCCGCCGCCGCCAAGGCCAAGGAGAAGGGGGCCGAGAAGGCGGAUGCGGCGGCGGCGGCGGCGGGGGCGGCCCCCGAGGAGGAGGACUCGGAGCUGCAGCGCGCCUGGGGCGCCCUCAUCAAGGAGAAGGAGCAGUCCCACCAGAAGAGGUGCCGCCUGGAGCGCCUGCCGUCCCUGCAGAUCGAGAUCAGUCGGCAGAGCACCUCGGACUCGGACACGGAGUCCUGAGGCCUGACGGACCCACGGACGCGGGCCGCGCGGCCAGGUGGGACGGGCCGGGGGCUCGGGGGGCCGGGGGGGCCGGGCCAGGGCGCACCUCCCCCUCCUCCCCUCGUGCAGGAAGCGUCUGAGCAGUUCAUCCAAAGAGCCGAGGAGCCGACCUCUCCCUCUCGCCGCGGCCUCGACGUCCGAGGAAGCGGGGAGACCCCCCUCGAGCCCUCCCGGCCACGGCGAGAUGUGGCGGCGUGGCAGGGAGAGCGUUCACGGACCCGGCCGGGGGGCGGCUCCGGAGCCCCCGAGGCCGCCGCGCAGGGCGUCCGUCCAUCCGUCGGUCCGUCUGCACCCGUCACCUGCCGGCUCUCCGGGAAGCCCGGCCCACGGCGCCGGGGGGGACUUUGGUGUGGGGGGGCCCGUGUUGACCAGCUUGUUCAGUCUAUUAUGUUUUAAACUCUUCCCGAUUUGCGAGCUUC